GUGCUCAGAAUAGAUUCGACCAACGAACGGCAUAAUACGGACUUCGCGGCGUGAAAAAUCGCGAAAUAUCUCAUACAAUACAGCGCAGAAAGGAGAUUCUGUGGUGGGGCGGGUGAUUGUAUGCAUAACAAAAGUGCAAGUAAUAAUUUGUUGUACCAUUAUUAUGCAAAUCCUUACGUGUAAUAUCUAGCAAUUGCAAGAAGAUACAUAUUCAUAAAUUGUUCAUUUUGUGUAUAUUCUGCGUUGAAAUAUAAAGUAAAAUAUGUGUAUUCAAUGUGGCAACAAUUCCGAUUUAACAUUCUGAAAGUGGCGAAACGAACGCCUAGUGAAAGUAAUGGGCCUUAAGAUAUACACAUGAUGUGCCCCACUCGCAGACAUACACACACACACACACACACACACACACACACGCGCACACACAUAUGCGGCCAUACCCAAUUCCGGACGGCUCUGCGUGCACCUAGGGGGCCCAAUUUCCCCCAAAAAUUUGGAAGUAUUAAUUGCGUGUAACCUAAAAAUGAAAUAAUGGCAGUGUGCUUACUUUGGCAACAGGAGAUGGGGGCGUGUACUACGGACUAAAAAGAAAGGGGCAAGGGGAAGAGGUGGAAAGGAGAAGAGCAGCAGACCAAACAAAAGAGUGUCAGCAAUUUAUAAAUAGUUUACGCCAUUGUUUCUAUUUAUUGUGAUAUUGUGUGAUUUAGCUCGAGGCUUGUCGAUUGCUGGAUUAUUAAAUCUUUGUAUACCAAUUUGUGGCACCAAGUGCAUCCAUCAUUCGCCAAUUGUGUUGCUCCGUUUGGUUCCGUUUAUUGACCACACACGCGUAAAUAUUUUCCGAAUAUUUCCAAAACUUUUGCACAUGUGGCGAAACGUGCUAAAAUUUCGUUUUUCAAAUUUAUUGUUUAUUUCAUGUAUUUUAAGCGUUACACUUUAAGGCAUUUUAAAUUACCCUAUAUGCGAUAUACACACACAACAUACAAGUCUGCCAAUUGAUGUGUGUGUGUGUGUGUGUGUGUGUGCAUGGCGGACGUUCCACAUUUGUCUUCCUCUUUUAUAAACAAAUUUUUGAUUUCGAUAAUUCGUGGGAUAUUCUUGGCUUGCGUGUAUUUCUAGUGGCGUAUCUCGCCGAGUAAACAAACAAAAGCCAAUUGAGCAUUUCAAUACGCGUAUAGACACACACAUACACACACAUGCACAAAUAUAUAUACAUACAUACAUAGAUAUUUAUGCAAAUAGAAGUGGUCGUGCGCUGGACUCACAACUUGCCAUGGAUAAGGCGCCACCGCCAAAACCGCGUCGUACGCGACAUAGAAUCAGUGCUAUGCACUAUGAAUCCCUACCGACGGCCCCGCCUGCCAUGUGCGGACGUGCCGAUGAGAACAUUUUUCAAUUUCCCGCUGUGGCGUCGCGUGCACGCAAUCUCUCAGCCUCGCCCAAGUUGCGCGAGGAGAAGGAUUUGCCGGUGUGCGAGCAUGGGAAGCAUAGCUGUUAUUUCUGCCAGCCGUACCGGGCAGAUCGUGGCACAAUUGAGCCGCUCAAGAAUCGUCUUAACACUGCCAUUGAGGCCAUGGAUCAGCUCACUCGCACCUACGCAUUGCUUGAGGGCCUGCUGGAGCAAAAACUGGCCACCAUCACGGACAAUGAGGAGGAGCCAGCGGCCGAGAUUGAAUUAGAAGCGGCAGCUACGCCAAAAGGAACGCCAGCACCAGCGACAACAAGUCCCACCGGCGACAACGAGUUCGAGCUGGAGCACUCGCUGACCUGGUUGGAAUCACUGCUAGGCACUGAGGUGGUGCCACCCACUAAGCAGGGCAAGUUCAAACGAAUACGCGAGCGCAGCAAAUCCAUGAUGGAGGAUGAGAUACAUAUGUAUUUGAAGGGCGAACGCCAGCUAAAGAUGAGUUCAUCGCGUCCAUAUUUGUUGCGCCGCCAGUCCACCUACAGCGACAACAAGUCGAAGGUGUCCAAGUGGACCAAGGUAAAAGCUGCCUUUAAAUGGGAGCGAGCCAAUGUGCCGCCCACAAGUGGCCAGGAAUCAAACUUAUUGCUGCCACUGAAUCUAGAAGUUGAAAGAUAUUUAAAGGUGCCCAUUAGUACUGCUGGCGGCAGCAGCUCUGCGGACAGCAUCAUUAGCUCCUCGUCGGGCCACUUUAUGAGCGAAACGGGCGGCACGCCCGGCACCAUCAGUUCGGCCAGCUCCAUGGAUGAGCUACACACGGAUGCUGGCAGUCGCCAGGCUAUGCGUCGCCACUCAUCGAAGAGCGACACGAAUGCCUCCAACUAUGAGGUGGAGCUGCGCAAGUCCGCCACCGAUGAGCGCUUAGAUACGGCCAAAUCAGCGCUGCCUAGCAAAUCUUCUUCGAAUAAAUCCUUACGUCGCUCGAAAGCCUUCUCCGACUUUGAGGUGCUGCCAGAAGAUCAUGUGGCGGACAUUAAGUCAACGAGCACUAGACGCAACAAGCUGCCGCCCAGUCCACUAAAUCUCAACCAGGUGUGCAGCGAUCUGCCACAGCUGCACUCACCGCUCAAGAGUCCCAAGGAUGGCAGUCAAGCCAUGUCGCGUAUGCGUCAGGUUAGCUCUCCGGGCAACUCCUCUGUGCCGAGCAGUCCGUCUAGGCAUUCGGAUUUCUUUGGUGAAUUCGAGAGCGAGGAACUAUCCAGUGGCGUUUCUUCCGAGCCCACUACGCCAAACUGUAAGACUUUCACACAGAAAGAAGAUGAAGUAUUUCAACAUUAUCAACUUCUACUACUCAAACUAGAUACGGAGUUCAAGCGAAAGCAACUCGAUUUCGAACGACCCAGCGCGAGUAAUCGCAGCGUUAAGCUGUGCAGCGGCGGUGGCAGUGGCAGCGGCAAACGCAGCAGCGAGGAGCAUUCACCUACACAGCUAUUGCACAGCGAUCUUAUGUCCACCGAGCAGCUAGAGCAGAAUCUGACGCCACAGUUCAAGAAGAAGCUGCACAAGUGGCGCGCCAAGCAGCAGAACUCCAACUGUUAUGCCAGCUCGGAGCCAGCGGCCAGUCCCACAGCCAAGAGUCUAAGUGGCGGCGAUUUGAAGCCUAAAAUCGAUUGGAAUCUUUGGAGCUCGGGCGCACUGAAGCUUGAAGGACAGGGCUUGUGUGCGCUGCCAGACCAAAAGGAUUUGCCCGAAAAGUUUCAAAAGAAGCUGGGUGAGUUGUCUCCAGUUGUGUGCAUAGAUCUUUACUUCUACACAUUGUAUUCACCAGAGCAAUGGAAUCGCUUAAAAUGUGCGCCGGGCGGCGGCACCAACUCCGACAAUGAUUCCCUCAAGCGUAACUCCAAGCACAGCCAGUCCACGCGCCGCGGCUCUGAUGAUGAUCGCUGGUACAAGCAUAAGCCGCACGACAAUGAAAAAUUGGCGCGCCUUAAGGCCAUUGUGGCACCAGAUCAUACGUCCAAGAAUAUUGAGGUUAAGACCUCAGAUGGCGAGGUGAUGAAAUUCGAGGGCAUCUCACGCAAAUUCACACGCAAACUUUACGAAUGGGAGAAGGCCAGAGGCAUCGGACCAGAGGCUUCCACCUUUGCUCUCCUGCAUCCUGGCUACUGUCCCAUAGAUGUGCGACGCAUCAACAAGGAGUGCAAUAAGCCCACCACCGAGCACUCGCCGACAUUGAGCCGCUCAUUGUCGCUGGAUAGUGUGGCUCCGAGCGUCAAUCAGGCACAGGUCAUAUCGCAGCAGGCCUCGUCGCUGUCCCUGAACGAUGUCAACGACUUGAAGGAGAUGGACGACUGUAGAGAUUCGGGCGAGCACGAGUUCAAGAAGUACGACGAACCCGAGGCAGUUAUGGUCGAAGUAGAGGAGCACAUACAUGACACGGCCUCCCCGCUGGUCACUGCUCACACGUUGGUCGAGCAGCAAACGCCCAUUUACAAAUACGAGGAGGUGCAAUGCAAUGACUAUGUCAACUCGCGUCGCGUCCAGAGCUUUGAGUCGCACACAAACUUAGCCCCGCUGCUGGGCGCACUGAAACGUGCCGACGAGCUGUUUGCCCAGCUGAAACAGUCCACGCCAGACAUUGUGGAGCAGGCGGCAAUGCGGGACUGUCAAACUGCAUUGCUUAGCAUACGCAGCAUUUAUCCAUACUACUCCAACAAUUUGAUGAAGCCGAACGUGCUGAACGCCGUGUCCGAUGUGCAGAGUGAUUUGGGCCGUUUGGCUGAGCUGAGUCUAAAGUCACCGUUGGACGAGGCUUGUUGUCAGGAAACAAUGGAGGAGCGCACUAAUGAGUACAUGGAGGAGCUGCAGGGCCUACACGAAUCACUAUUGUGCCUCAAGUUGAGCAUACAGGGCGGCACGAAUCGUUUCCCUCGCGACAUUGUGCCUGACAUCAACAUAACUGGCGAGGAUGGACAGCAGCUGGAGAGCAGCUCCGCUUAUGCCACCUGCGAUGCUUCUAGUCGCGAUCGUCUGUCGCUGGAGGAGCACAGCGCUGCCUCACCUUCACCCAUGGAGCACGAGACAGAGACCAGUACCACAACGGGUACCCUGUGCCGAGCUAGUAGCUCCAUUACUGCAUCCAAGAAGAAGCUUCGUCUACGCAAGUUGGGCUCACGUCAGAACAGCAGAACGGAGAGCGACAGCAGUGAUGCGGAUACUCACAGUGUGCUGGAGACACCUCGUCGCAUGCGCCGCAAGAACUUUCGGCUGAAACAGCGUUCCUUGGAUGAUGAUUUUCGCUUGGGCUCCAUGCUAGUCACUGGCCAUACGCAGCCAGCAGAGGCGGAUGAUAUCAUUUGCAGUUCACUUAAGGUCAAGCCCGGCGAACGGAUUGAGGAGUCACACAGCAUAGCCAGCAGCAUUGCCCAGUCGUUGGCCAAGCCGAGUGGGUUUGUGCCACCGCCACUGCCGGAGCUGCAUGCGCGCAGCUACAACACCAAUGCCAAUGUUUUUAUAAAGACCAAGCGCAAGCUGUUCACCACAGUGCUGGAGCCCACGGCAGCUGAGGGCGUAGCGCUCAUCGAAAAGGAGCUAGAGAGUCCCACGCAUAGCGUUGAUGAAGCACUGUCGCCCAACUCCAAGUUGGCGACAAAGUUGACAGCUCCGCGUCCGCUCAGUCUCUACAGAUCCAUCAGCUUGGAGCGCUUGUCGCCGCUGCGACCCAAAGAUGAAUUGCGCAAAUGCCAGAGCAGCGAGAAUAUGCAUCGUUCAUCUAAUAUGGUGCGUCCGCCGCUCGCUAGCGAUAGCAUUCAGCGUUUGGCACGUUCCAAGCGCCAGCUGGCUACGUCUGCAUUUCCUCAAGUGCCGCCGCGCAAGGCGCAUCUUUACAAGAAGAACUCGCUGCACAAGUCGCAAAGCGCCACCGUCAGCAACAACAUUGAGCACAAGAUCGCCAAGACCAGCUCUGGCUCCACUGUGAGCAGAGCCUGCCCAGUGUCGGUGUCCAUAGUGCUGCCCAACAAGCUGGACAAUACGCUGCCUCGCAUACAGCGCAAGCUCGAGGGCAAGGGCAAGGCCCUGCUGACGCCUACAAAGCCAAAACAUUUUGAAUUUCCGCCACCUGUUGUGGAACCGCAACGUCCAGUAACGCCGUUGUCGGAGCGAGCCCUGCGCCUGCAACAGGCCAAGGCACAGUUUCUGCAAAGUGCGCCCGUAACGCCCAGGCAGGAGCCGACGACGCCCGUUGCCCUAAACGAUGCGGCUCUGCUACACAAGAGCGUCAGCGUGGGCAGCAUGCGAGGCAGUGCAGGUUGUUCCACAGAACAGUUACACCAACAACAGCUGCAGCAACAGGAAGUGACCACGGAUCAGGAGAGCGUAAGCAACUCCAGCGCCUAUGAUAGUUUGCCUCGUUCUGUUAGCCGAUCAGCUCGAAUCUCCAGCAAGCUCGGCUUUGCCACAUUAGCUUCCAAGCUGCGUCGUGGCGGCAAAAAGCCCAAGGAUACACCUGGCCCCAUGCCGUGUGGCAGUGCUCUGUCCGCACUCUGCCGCCAAACACUGAUGGCCGAUGUGAUUGCAUUGCCACAGGUCCUUGGAAGCGACCGACCCCCGCCCAGUCCCAGUGCUUCCACUUCUUCGCCCGCACGCAAUGUGCACAAGUCACAAAGCUCACCACAGGCGGCCCUGGCUGCGGGAUCUAUAUCGAAUUUGCAUGGCAGCUACGAGGGCAUCAACAAAUCCCUCAGCGAGCAGUUUGUGCGCCAGCUAAAAGAGAGCGACGUCUAGUCAGUCAUUAACGAGUACCUCUAAGUUUAGAUCUAAGCAUAGCAGUGGGUGUCCUCCCAUUGGCUACUAAAGUACUUACCAAAUAUAACCAUAAUCAAAUACCUUAAGUUAUUGUCUGAGUAUCGAAUGAAUUCUUGCAAAUGACUAACUAAAGAAAAGUUGACGAAAAAAUCCUAAAUGAAUGAACCAUAUUUAGCUUCUUCUUAGCAAAAAUAGCUGACGUACUGAUUCAGUUCAAAUCAGUUGACGAACCCAUGUUCCGUGCGGGUUUAUAAUUCAUAUAUAAAUCACUGUAUUAAUAGCCAAGGCGAUAAUGCCAUUUCCGACUGUUGUGUUUAUAUAAAGCCGGUCUGCUAAGUAGCUCGAAGGCUAUUGUUACACAGCAUUACAGACAAAACAUAUAUCAUAUGAAUGUUAAGAGUGUCGAAAUAAAUUUUUUGCAUAAAAAUCA
This is a messenger RNA of Drosophila virilis, 6632 nucleotides long. Lineage: Eukaryota; Metazoa; Arthropoda; Insecta; Diptera; Drosophilidae. The record is from RefSeq and is a predicted model, not a curated record.